Messenger RNA from Pleuronectes platessa (European plaice), 2390 nucleotides. RefSeq lists its product as uncharacterized. The record is from RefSeq and is a predicted model, not a curated record. Bases 195 to 1280 code for a protein of 361 amino acids. Lineage: Eukaryota; Metazoa; Chordata; Actinopteri; Pleuronectiformes; Pleuronectidae. The transcript is spliced from 7 exons.
GUUGGGUGGGUGUGGCCCAGAACACAAACACCCGGAGCAACAGUGUCUGUAACAACAGCACCGAGCGGAAUGUGUCAGGCGAUCAGUCCAGUCUGACGUGUGUGUGUGUGAGAGACAUGAGUAUAUGAUCAGUAGAGUGUCGAUAGAACAGCGAUCGAGUGUUGGACCCGUCGGGUCGUGGGGGGGGCCUCAGGAUGUUGGUGUUUAUGCUGCUGCUGCUGCUGCGGGCGGCCUCUGUGGACGCGGCUCCAGACUAUUCCUAUGAGAAGCAGUAUGGGGAGACACUCACUGUCAGGAUGUGGUCGAAUGCUCUUUCACUCAAGUUCAUCCCAGACAACACCAACUUUGAGUCAGAGAUCUUCUUGAAACCCAGCGACCCUUCGGUCCCCGUGGACAGCAGGAGGAGUGUCUUUGGGGGCCACUUGGAGAUCAAAAAUCUAACCCAGAAAGACGAUGGCAUCUAUGAAAUGAUCGGCCAAAAUGAGAGAGUCCUGAAGACAUGGUCCCUUGAGGUCACAGCACAAUAUAAGGACCUUGAGCGGAAGGCUGGUGAAGAACUCAGAUUCACAUUUCCUCUGGUCAAGGACCACUGCAACAUCCAUUUCUUCCCAAAGAAAAAGGAUGAUGAAUGGACGAGGUAUGACACCGAGCUAGUUCGUAACGGCAGAACGGUGGAUACCAACUCACUCUGCAAUGACUUUGAAUUUGUAAAACCGUGCGGGUUGAAGAUGGAGAUGCAGGAGUCGUGCGACGGACACUUUGAGGUCAGAGAUCAAUAUGAUGGAGUCGCCUUGAACCUGUAUGUGGAUUUGAUGGACGAACCUUUUGAUUUGGGCUACAUUGGAAUUUGCGUUGGUGCUUCCCUGGCCUCACUUAUCUGCUGCUGCUGUGUGAAACGCUGCUGCUGCAAAAGCUCCAAGAAAAAGGACACAGACUCUGCUGCCGCUGAAGUGGCUGUGGCUUACAACGAGUAUGACCACACGACAGUGGCACUGGGGCCAGCGCAGCCCACUCCGCGCCCUGUGACAUACUACACCGCUCCGCCUUCCCAAGCUCCGACUGGCCCGCUGAUACACAAUCCUACUAUAGUGAAUGGGCCACCUGCUUAUUCUGAGGUUUCUGCUCCAGCAGAGCCGGCCGACGCUCCCGGUCCCUCUCUGCUCUCUGACUCUGGGCUGCAGUUUGAACUGAAGGGAAUGAACUUUCCCUGUGCUCCCCCUCUCAGCGCAGAUCCAACUUACAUCAGUGUUUAUACUUCCAACAAACUCGACUUCCUCUGAAAGCCUUGAAUUUGAACGCUGCACUCAUUGAAUGAAAGGUUUGACAUUGGGGAUAUAUGCCUCAUCUGGUUGUCUAAGGAACUGGCUCCAGCCAAGAAACAGUCACACAGCCUUGUCCAUAAGAACAGAAUUAAAUAAGCAAAACAUGGUAAUCUGUGGUUUUUAGAAACACUGAUGAGUUCAUUCAAAUAGUUAAACAGAAAGCAGAGAUAUGUUUUCCUGCCUAUUUCUUUUGUCAAUGCCCAGCUAAGCUUACCAACUGCUGGCUGUACUCAACCAGCCGUCAUACAGGCUAUAGGGAACCGACUCUGAAAGACACCCAUCCAUUGAAGAUUCCAUAACGCUCCGUUGUGCCAAAUUUGACCAGACUGGAUAAACAGGGAAGUAGCAGGAGAAAGGGAAGACCAUAGGUUUCACUUUUAUUUGAGAUCACUCUGAUCUUCGAAAGCCAUGUGGGACGAUCAGUGAGUUUAAAGCCAUAGGUAAAAAAACAUCCACUCUCAAAAGCAAGUCCUUCUGCAGGUCUUGUCAGGAAUACCUCAUCUGUUACAGACCAGUUUGCCUGUGAAAAACCUGCAUCAGGGAAGCUGUGGAUGUUCACUCACAUUUGUAGAGAUGCAAAACUACUAACUGACAAUUUUUCUCAGGUCCGUCCACGCACAGACUCGAAUGGUUUCUUUUUAAUCGAAUGAAAAAAGACCGUAUGAUAACUUGAAAGAUACCAAACACCGAGGUUGCUUUUUUUCCAUUGUUCUUUCGAUGAAGACUUUAACACACCUCUGUGCCGCACUCAUCUCAGCACCGUGCCUUGACCACGCAACUAAACAUGAAUGUAGGCGCACAGACGCUCACACAUGCUCACUUCACCUUCUUCCUGCAUGUCUCCUCCCUCUCAUAUAUGCACUGAACACAACAGUAGAUUUUUAUUUAGCUUUUACGACCCAUGUGAUAGUUAUUCAAUUAGUUGUCGUCAUACUCUGCAUGUCGUAGUGCAUUCAAUUCUGUAGAUGGGUUGGAUGUUGUUGAAACUGUAGUUGUAACACAUGUUAGAAUCCUGUUUUUGUAUCAUGGUGUAUUUUACGUCAGGAGUAUUAAACCUAACAACAAGGA